GGUAAAAUAGUAAUUAUUGUGUCGUUUCUCUAAUCAGAAGCCUCUACAUUUCUGUUCCACUAUAAACAGAGGAAGCCAUGGCCGAGAAGCUCCGAGCCUCGCACUUCUUAGUCUCUUUAUUGAUAGGUUUUUAGGGUUUUCAUCGAUUUUUAGGGCUUUCAGAGAAUGAAGAUUCUUCACAUUCCUUGCUUGGAAGACAACUACGCAUAUCUGAUUUUGGAUGAGAAAACCAGAGAAGCUGCGGUUGUUGAUCCAGUUGAGCCUGAGAAGGUCUUGAAAGUUGCAGAAGCUGUUCAUGCAGACAUAAAGCUUGUUCUCACUACUCAUCAUCACUGGGAUCAUGCUGGAGGAAAUGACAAAAUAAAGGAAUUGGUACCUGGAAUAAAAGUUUAUGGGGGAGCAUUGGACAAUGUGAGGGGUUUUACUAAUAAAUUGGAAAGUGGUGAUAAGCUCUCUUUUGGAAGUGAUGUCAAUGUCUUGGCUCUUCACACUCCAUGCCACACCAAAGGCCAUAUAAGUUAUUUUGUAACAAGCAAAGAGGAUGAUGAUCAAGCUGUUUUCACUGGGGAUACAUUGUUUGUAGCUGGUUGUGGAAAGUUUUUUGAAGGCACUGCAGACCAGAUGUAUAAGUCAUUGUGUGUGACAUUGGGUUCUUUGCCAAAACCUACUCGAGUUUACUGUGGCCAUGAGUAUACAGUAAAGAACCUGCAAUUUGCGAAAACUGUCGAGCCAGAGAAUGAGAGGAUAGAAAAGAAGCUUGCAUGGGCCAUGGAGCAACGCAAGGCCAACGAGCCAACCAUCCCUUCGACAAUUGAGGACGAGCUCGAGACCAACCCAUUUAUGCGUGUUGAUCUUCCUCAACUCCAGGCGCAUCUGGGUUAUAGCUCACCAGUUGAAGCUCUAACGGAGUUGAGGCAGAAGAAAGAUAACUGGAGAGGCUAGGGCAGGUACUUGGAGAGAGAGAGAGACCCAUGUGAAUUUAUGAUUUCAUGUGACUGGUAUGAAUAGGGAAGUCAAUGCUCGAGUGCUGUUGUAUAUGAAAAUCUCUGAUGUGUUUCUGAGAGAGAGUGAGAGAGAGAUGUAUUUGAACAUCUCUGAUGUGUUUCUGAGAGAGAGAGAUGUAUAUGAAAAUCUCUGAUGUGUUACUGUGAGAGAGAGAGAGAGAUGUAUAUGAAAAUCUCUGAUGUGUUUCUGUGUGUUUUGUGUGCCUGCACACGCACGCAUGUGAGAGAGAGAAAGAAAGAGGCAUAUGAAAA
This is a messenger RNA of Amborella trichopoda, 1256 nucleotides long. RefSeq names its product Metallo-hydrolase/oxidoreductase superfamily protein (gene GLY2). The record is from RefSeq and is a predicted model, not a curated record. Gene Ontology annotation, molecular function: hydroxyacylglutathione hydrolase activity. Lineage: Eukaryota; Viridiplantae; Streptophyta; Magnoliopsida; Amborellales; Amborellaceae.